This is a messenger RNA of Dendrobium catenatum, 720 nucleotides long. RefSeq lists its product as uncharacterized. The transcript is spliced from 5 exons. The record is from RefSeq and is a predicted model, not a curated record. The coding region runs from base 1 to 555 and encodes 184 amino acids. Lineage: Eukaryota; Viridiplantae; Streptophyta; Magnoliopsida; Asparagales; Orchidaceae.
AUGACGAAUUUCGGGUUUUACAGUUUUCCGGUGAGGAAAUUCGUGGAAAACCUAGAGGUGACUAAGGGAAGGCUAAGCAAAACCGAACCCUUCCCUAUUCAUUUUCACGUGAAAUCGAGCGGAACGAACAAAGAGAGGCGGACGGUCGGACAGACGGCGGCUUCCGCGAGGGCGCUCUGGCGCUUUGGCGAAUAUUUUUCGGCGAAACUUUUAGGUCAAAUCGAAGAGGGCGGCGAGAGGAACACUCAGGUAGUGAUUAUUGAAGGGUGGAGUGAAAGACUUGUGUCGAAGCGACGUGUCGUAUUUGGUUUGAGGAGAGAAGUGAUGGCUGCUCGACGACCUUAUAUGUAUCGUCGUAGGGGACCUCAAGAUGAAAGGGGAACGGGUGACGAAAGGAAAUCCGCAAUGCUGUACAAGUCCGAGAAAAGGUCAGAGAUGGUUGCAGAUGGCUACAGAAUUCACGGAAACUCCGGCGACCAAUGGAGCGACUUGCUGGGUUCAAAUACUGGAAACCGUUCCUUUAAGCUACCAAAUCCAAUGUAUUAUAUUCCCUGAUAAAAACAUUGUCAACUAAUAAAAAGCAAAUUAGAUUCGUAAGUGGUCGAAUUGUUCAAGUGUAUGAUAAAUUCAUUUGUACAGUUGAUAAAAGGUCGUAAAAUUCCAUAACCACCAUUUGGUCAUUAUUCUUUCAGAUAAAUAAUUAAUGUUGGAAAUUCUUAA